CAAACUGAGCUCAGUGUUUCGAAUGUGACAUUGUGAGAUAGAGGCUGCUUACGUACUAAUCUUUGUUUCUACUCAUUCUCACAAUCCCAGUCUAUUGUGCGAUAUAACUAACGGAAUUUUAACAGUUUAAAGUUUUACUGACGUUAUUUUCUCAUUCUAUCCCUUUGAAAAAUGUUUGUAUACAAAAGAGAUGGUCGCAAGGAAAAGGUUAUGUUUGAUAAGAUAACCUCAAGAAUCCAGAAACUGUGCUAUGGACUCAACAUGGAUUUUGUUGACCCUCCAGUUAUUACUUUGAAGGUCAUCAAUGGCUUAUAUCCUGGUGUAACGACAGUUGAACUUGACAACUUAGCAGCAGAAACUGCUGCAACCAUGACAACUAAACAUCCAGAUUAUGCUCUCCUUGCUGCUCGCAUUGCUGUCUCCAACUUACACAAAGAAACUAAAAAGACAUUUAGUGAGGUAAUGGAUGCUCUUUACAACAUGGUGGAUGCAAAAACCAACAAACCCUGUCCAAUGAUAUCGAAUGAAACUUAUGAAAUUGUUAAGAAACAUGCUGAAAGGCUGAAUUCUGCCAUAAUCUAUGAUCGAGAUUUUAACUACAACUACUUUGGAUUCAAGACUCUGGAGAGAUCCUAUCUGUUAAAGAUUGAUGGAAAAGUGGUUGAGAGACCACAGCACAUGGUGAUGAGAACAAAUGGUACUUCUAAUGGACUGGUUCCAAUGUUGAGAGUGUACAAUAACACUGCUCGUUAUGUGGACCAGGGUGGAAACAAGAGACCUGGUGCUUUUGCUGUCUAUUUGGAACCAUGGCAUGCAGAUAUUUUUGAAUUUCUGGAUCUGAAAAAAAAUACUGGUAAGGAGGAACAUCGAGCUCGUGACUUGUUUUAUGCUUUGUGGAUACCAGACCUGUUUAUGUCUCGAGUAGAAAAUGAUGGAAUGUGGUCUUUAAUGUGUCCCCAUCAAUGCCCAGGACUUCAUGAAUGUUGGGGAGAUGAAUUUGAACAGUUGUAUGAAAAAUAUGAGAAGGAAGAAAGGUACAAGCGACAAGUGAAAGCCCAGACACUGUGGUAUGCAAUUUUAGAAGCUCAGGUUGAAACUGGGACACCAUACAUGCUCUACAAAGAUGCCUGUAACAGAAAGUCAAACCAGCAGAACCUUGGAACCAUCAAAUGUAGUAACUUAUGUACAGAGAUUGUAGAGUACAGUUCUGCAGAUGAGGUUGCUGUGUGCAAUCUGGCAUCCAUUGCCCUUGGUAGAUUUGUAAAAGAUGGAACAUUUGAUUUUGAGAAGCUGAAAGAGGUGACAAAGGUGGUAACUCGAAAUUUGAAUAAAAUCAUUGAUGUUAACUAUUACCCAGUUCCCGAGGCCAAAAAAUCAAACAAAAAACAUCGACCAAUUGGCAUUGGUGUUCAGGGGCUAGCAGAUGCCUUCAUUCUUAUGCGUUAUCCAUUUGACAGUAAAGAAGCCCAACUACUAAACAUUCAGAUUUUUGAGACUAUUUAUUAUGGAGCUGUAGAGGCAAGCUGUGAAUUAUCUGAGAAGUUGGGGCCAUAUGAAACAUACCAAGGGUCACCUGUAUCAAAAGGGAUUCUUCAGUAUGACAUGUGGAAUGUUACUCCAACUACCUUGUGGGACUGGACUGCUCUAAAAGAAAAGGUGGCCAAACAUGGCUUGAGAAACAGCUUACUCAUUGCACCUAUGCCAACUGCUUCAACUGCCCAGAUUCUUGGAAACAAUGAGUCUAUUGAACCUUACACAAGCAAUAUAUACUCCCGUCGUGUCCUCUCAGGUGAAUUUCAAGUAGUGAAUCAUCACUUGCUUAAAGAUCUAACUGAGAGAGGAUUGUGGAAUGAAGACAUGAAGAAUCAGUUAAUAUCACAAAAUGGAUCUGUUCAGAACAUUGAAGGAAUACCAGCUGAUUUAAAAGACCUCUAUCGAACUGUGUGGGAAAUUCCCCAACGGCUUAUCAUCAAGAUGGGAGCUGACCGAGGAGCAUUUAUUGAUCAGAGUCAGUCUCUGAAUAUUCACAUAGCUGACCCCAAUUAUGGAAAACUGACCAGCAUGCAUUUCUAUGGGUGGAAAAUGGGCUUAAAGACUGGCAUGUACUAUCUCCGUAGCAAGCCUGCUGCCAAUGCUAUCCAGUUCACAGUAGAUAAGAUUGCCCUGAAAAAGAAUGCAGGGUACGAGACUCCCAAAAAAGAAAGUGAUUUCAAGGAACAACAACGAGAAGCAAUGGUGUGCUCACUGCAGAACAAAGAUGAAUGCCUUAUGUGUAGUGCAUGAGUACAAUUCAAGAAAUCAGUGUGAUAUUUGUGUAUAUACUAUGCCCUGUUUUAUGCUUAAACUUUUUUAUAAUUUAAGUUACUUUUGGACUAAUUUCUAUUUCCUCCAACUCUGAAAAAAUUGUACUUCUGCAGAAAUUAAAAAAAAAUUUAAGAAAUUG
This is a messenger RNA of Limulus polyphemus (Atlantic horseshoe crab), 2443 nucleotides long. RefSeq names its product ribonucleoside-diphosphate reductase large subunit-like (gene RnrL). Gene Ontology annotation, molecular function: ATP binding; ribonucleoside-diphosphate reductase activity, thioredoxin disulfide as acceptor. Gene Ontology annotation, cellular component: ribonucleoside-diphosphate reductase complex. Lineage: Eukaryota; Metazoa; Arthropoda; Merostomata; Xiphosura; Limulidae. The transcript has 17 exons. The record is from RefSeq and is a predicted model, not a curated record. Gene Ontology annotation, biological process: deoxyribonucleotide biosynthetic process. The coding region runs from base 172 to 2283 and encodes 703 amino acids.